AUGGAUUACUGGAAGUAAUACCUCAAUGGCAUCCUGGCAGACAGAAACACUGAAGAUGUGGCUGUCAUGGGCCUCUCCAACAAGCACGUGUGGGUGACCAAGCCAGGAGGUCUCCUCACAGCUCUCUCGGCUCAAGAAGUGGGCUUGAUCACAGGCCAGGAUCAGACAAUAUUCCUGCUAACAGGAAUCACCAUAACUGGCAAGAAGUGCGGUGUGAUUCGUGACAACCUGCUGGUGGAUGAAAAUGACAUGAUAUAUGUCAGAAGCAAAGGCAGUGACAGCAGAUCCAUCUGUAUGGGCAAGACCCCCAAGUCCCUGAUCGUCCUCAUGGGCAAGAAGGGAGUCCACAGAGGAGCCCUCAACCAAAAGGUGCACAAUAUGAUUGUGGGCAUGAAAGCAUGA
Messenger RNA from Charadrius vociferus (killdeer), 402 nucleotides. Its product is annotated as profilin-3-like. Gene Ontology annotation, molecular function: actin binding. The record is from RefSeq and is a predicted model, not a curated record. Gene Ontology annotation, biological process: positive regulation of actin filament bundle assembly; regulation of actin filament polymerization; actin cytoskeleton organization. NCBI's taxonomy places the organism in Eukaryota, Metazoa, Chordata, Aves, Charadriiformes, Charadriidae. Gene Ontology annotation, cellular component: cytoplasm.